AUGACAUUGGAAAACAUCUCAGUUGCUACAGAAUUCCUCCUUCUGGGAUUCAGCAAUGAUCCAGAAAUGCAGCCCCUCCUCUUUGGACUGUUCCUGUUCAUGUACCUGGUCACCAUCCUGGGGAACCUGCUGAUUAUCCUGGCCAUCAGUUCUGACUCCCACCUCCACACACCCAUGUACUUCUUCCUCUGCAACCUGUCCUUUGUGGACAUCUGCUUCACCUCCACCACCACCCCAAAGAUGCUGGUGAACAUCAAGACCCAGAACAAAUCCAUCAGCUACACAGGCUGCCUCACACAGAUAUGCUUUGUCCUGACUUUUGUUGGACUGGAGAAUGAAAUUCUGAUGAUGAUGGCCUUUGAUCGCUUUGUGGCCAUCUGCCACCCACUCAGGUACAAUGUCAUCAUGCACCCCAAAAUCUGUGGGCUUCUGGUUCUGAUAUCCCUCCUUAUUAGUGUUUUGGAUGCCCUGCUCCACACGUUGAUGGUCCUGAGGCUGUCUUUCUGUACAGAACCAGAAAUUCCCCAAUUUUUCUGUGAACUUGCUCAUGUUCUCAAACUUGCCUGCUCUGAUAUUCUCAUCAAUAACAUCCUGGUGUAUAUAGUGACCAGCCUUGGGGGUGUUGUUCCCCUCUCAGGAAUCAUUUUCUCUUACACUCGAAUUGUCUUCUCCAUCUUGAAAAUCCAAUCAGGUGGUGGAAGGUAUAAGGCAUUUUCCAUCUGUGGGUCACACUUAUUAGUUGUUUCUUUGUUCUAUGGGACAGGUUUUGGGGUAUACCUUAGUUCUUCAGCUACUCACUCCUCUAGAAAGAGUGCAAUUAUAUCAGUAAUGUACACAGUGUUUACCCCAAUGAUGAACCCAUUCAUCUACAGUCUAAGGAACAAGGACAUGAUGGGGGCUUUGAGGAAACUCAUGUCCAGAAUAUCUUUCCAUUGA
This is a messenger RNA of Manis pentadactyla (Chinese pangolin), 936 nucleotides long. RefSeq names its product olfactory receptor 7G3-like. The transcript has a single exon. The record is from RefSeq and is a predicted model, not a curated record. Gene Ontology annotation, cellular component: membrane. The coding region runs from base 1 to 936 and encodes 311 amino acids. Gene Ontology annotation, biological process: G protein-coupled receptor signaling pathway. Gene Ontology annotation, molecular function: G protein-coupled receptor activity; olfactory receptor activity. NCBI's taxonomy places the organism in Eukaryota, Metazoa, Chordata, Mammalia, Pholidota, Manidae.